Messenger RNA from Fonsecaea erecta, 471 nucleotides. RefSeq names its product nascent polypeptide-associated complex subunit beta. Gene Ontology annotation, cellular component: nascent polypeptide-associated complex; cytosol. The transcript has 3 exons. The record is from RefSeq and is a predicted model, not a curated record. NCBI's taxonomy places the organism in Eukaryota, Fungi, Ascomycota, Eurotiomycetes, Chaetothyriales, Herpotrichiellaceae. Bases 1 to 471 code for a protein of 156 amino acids.
AUGGAUCAAGAAAAGCUCAAGCGCAUGCAGGCGCAGGUGCGAAUUGGUACCCCGCGCCGCAAAACAAAGAAGGUUCACAAGAGUUCCGGGACCGACGACAAGAAACUCCAGACGACGCUUAAAAAGAUGAAUGUGCAGCCCAUCCAGGCGAUCGAGGAGGUCAACAUGUUCAAAGAAGACGGCAAUGUGAUACAUUUCGCCGCACCCAAGGUCCACGCGUCGGUCCCCUCCAACACAUUCGCCAUUUAUGGGAACGGUGAAGACAAGGAACUUACAGAACUCGUACCGGGCAUCCUGAACCAGCUCGGCCCCGACAGCCUCGCCUCCUUACGUCGCCUGGCCGAGUCGUACCAGAGUCUACAGAAGAAAGAGGGCGAAAAGGGCGAAGGCAAGAAAGAAGGCGAGGACGACGACGACGACGAGAUCCCGGAUCUGGUUGAGGGGGAGAACUUUGAGGGCAAAGUCGAGUAG